AUGUAUCGUCUAUUGAUAUUCUUUUCUUUCAUUAUUUGCUUACAAAUUGGUGUUUUUGCUGAACUAAGUCCUGGUUCAUGUUCUCUGAUUCGUACAGCAACUAGUAUCACAAAAAUUGUGCCUGAAAUUGCUAAAAUAGCAAUGCGUUAUUAUCGUAUUUCAUCAUCAUCAUUUUCUAGUGAACAUCAUCGUCAAAAACGUUUUCUUUUUGCUGGUAGUGAUGGAUCAAAAGACAGUAGUACUAGUAAUAUUAAAGGAUCUGUACUCGAACAAGUAAUGGCUAAUGCAUUUAAAGAUGUUAAUUAUACUGCUGUAGCUUUAUUAAUUCUUAAUAAUAAUGAAACAAUGAAUAAAAUUCGACGAAAUACUGAUGGUAAAGCUAUUAUUCAUGCUGCUAUGCGUAAUAUUGAUUAUGAAAAAUUAGGUAGUAGUAUAUGGUAUGCUACUGACAGAGAAUUUGAUUUAGAAUAUUUUAUUUCAACUAUAGUUAAUAUAACUCAUAUUGAUAUUAUAUAUGAAGAACUUAUUAAUAAUGGUACUUUGUCUGAUUCGCUUAUUAAAAGUAUUCAUCCAGAUUUAAAUGUUCAAGUUGUUAAUCGAAUGUUAGAAGAAAUAAAAAAUUUUACACAUAAAUUUCUAACAAUAAUGAAUAGUUCUGAACGUUUAGAUGAUUAUUUAUUUAAUUUGAUACAACAACAAGUAUUAAUACCAUUAGGAAAAAUUAUUCAAAAAAUAAAAGAUGAAAAGCCAAUAACACUAGAUAAAUUAGCUGAAAUUAUUUUAAAUGAUGUCAAUAAAGUUAUUAUGGAACAAUUAACAACGACAAGUAAAUCAACAAUAACAACUAAGAAAACUGGACGAAAAACAUCAGCUACAACAACAAUGGCAACAUUGGAAGAUAACAAGUUUGAUGAUGUCAAGUUGUUAUUUUAUCAAUAUUCAAUUGCAAUUGAAUCAAUGGGACAAACAGCUCGAACUAUGUUGAAAGCCAUUGAACAACUCUAUUGUGGUAUUGGUCGUGGAUUAGGUUCUGUUGAUGAUAUAGAUCGUGUUUCAUGUUUUGGUACAACAUCUCAAUCAAUUAAUCGUCUUUCUGAAGAUAGUCUUAAACUAUAG
Messenger RNA from Rotaria sordida, 1116 nucleotides. Lineage: Eukaryota; Metazoa; Rotifera; Eurotatoria; Philodinida; Philodinidae. The record is from the annotation of a GenBank genome assembly.